This is a messenger RNA of Strigops habroptila (Kakapo), 4046 nucleotides long. RefSeq names its product inhibitor of growth family member 5 (gene ING5). Bases 110 to 850 code for a protein of 246 amino acids. Gene Ontology annotation, cellular component: nucleus. The record is from RefSeq and is a predicted model, not a curated record. Gene Ontology annotation, biological process: positive regulation of apoptotic signaling pathway; positive regulation of DNA-templated transcription. The transcript is spliced from 8 exons. Gene Ontology annotation, molecular function: chromatin binding. Lineage: Eukaryota; Metazoa; Chordata; Aves; Psittaciformes; Psittacidae.
GGGCGCCCGGCGGGCUCUGAAUAUGGGAUGAGGCCGGGGCUGCGGCCCUUGUCAUGCGGGCCCGGGAGGCGGCGGGAAGCAGCGGUGGCGGCGGGGCGCGAGUCGCAAGAUGGCGACCGCCAUGUACCUGGAGCACUACCUGGACAGUAUCGAAAACCUGCCGUGCGAGCUGCAGAGGAACUUCCAGCUGAUGCGGGAGUUGGAUCAGAGAACAGAAGGUGUGUUCAGGUGUUCCGAUAAGAAAGCAGAAAUUGACAGUCUUGCAGCAGAAUACAUUGAAUCAGUGAAGAACAUGUUACCUGCGGAAAGAAUGGAACACCUGAAGAAAAUCCAGAGUGCCUACAGCAAAUGUAAAGAGUACAGUGAUGAUAAAGUCCAGCUGGCCAUGCAGACCUAUGAGAUGGUGGAUAAGCAUAUCCGCCGGCUGGAUGCAGACUUGGCCCGGUUUGAGGCAGAUCUGAAAGAUAAACUGGAAGGCAGUGACUUUGAAAACCCUGGAUCUCGAAGUCUGAAAAAGGGACGAAGUCAGAAAGACAAAAGAGGCUCUCGCGGUCGAGGCAGGCGAACGUCUGAAGAAGAUACACCAAAGAAAAAGAAGCUCAAAGGAGGAUCUGAGUUUGCUGAUACCAUCCUGUCGGUGCAUCCCUCAGAUGUCCUAGACAUGCCAGUGGACCCCAACGAACCUACCUACUGCCUGUGCCACCAGGUGUCCUAUGGAGAAAUGAUUGGCUGUGACAAUCCUGAUUGCCCAAUUGAAUGGUUCCACUUCGCUUGUGUGGACCUCACCACCAAACCAAAAGGGAAAUGGUUUUGUCCUCGUUGUGUUCAGGAAAGAAAGAAAAAGAAGUAAGGAGUAGAGGGGAAUACAUCCUCUGAGGCAAGAAGAAUUUAAUAUAUUCCUUCAUUCAUGUUGCAAUAUUAUCUGAUUAUUUUUUUAACCUACCUUCCUUCUUUUUCUGAUAUGAUAUUUAAUUGUCCAGUGGCCAGUUGUAAUUCCAGUUCCUUCAAGAGAAAAUGGAUUUCAGAAGGAGCCCCAAAUCCCUUUGCCACAGGGAUUUUAUUUAUGUUAUACUUGCACAGCACUGAAAUUGGUGUUACUAUGAAGUGCUAGGGCAGCCAGUAGCUGUAGUCUCUGCUAGUUUACUGGAGUCUGUGAAACCACGUAGGGCACUGCAGGAGAACAAAAUGCCUCGAUCUUCAGUGUGGUGCAUCACCAUCACUGAAACAAUUUAGGCCUGGAUCUUGAUGUGGCAGAGAAGAAUGAAUUUUCUCCGAUGUAGCCUCCAUGAAAGAAAUAGGCUUCAUCGUUUAGGUGUGGAGUUCAUCUGUAUUGCAGUUUUGUAAUACAGAAAGGAACAGGAAAGCUGGUUUACUGUUUCCAGUGUCUGUUUCCUCAAAGUUUUGCCAGGGUAGGGUUGGGAGAGGGGUGAGAUUAAGCCUUCUCUUUUGGGAAAUUUCUUCUGUCUGCCGUUGCACUACCUUUAUUUUACUUGAUCUUGCCCCCAUUCACAUGAACCUUAAGCAAACCUUUGACUUUUCACCUCCUUCUAGAAAAGGUUUGUCUUUUGAGGGAGAAAACCUUUAAAAAGAAAAGGAAUUGUCCUACAGUUUCUUAGUGACGGUAGUACCAAGAGAGAGUGUUACCUUUCCUGGCUCUUUCCAUUUCUCUGAAGAUCCUUUAAGUACAUUACUGUGAAGAUGAAAUCUGAAGUAUUCUAAUAGAGGUAGAAGGUCGGAUUUAUUCAUAAAAUAAGAUGAAGGCCUGAUUCUUGUAACUUGUGUUUGCCGGUGUUGCACCUGGGUAAAUCAGGAAAACAAUCUUUAGGGGAAGGCUCCCUAAGGACAAUGUGCAUAUUCCCAGGAGUGUGUGGCAAAGCUGAAAAGCAGCCUUGUCCAGUGGGGGCUGGGUGUGAAUAGCAUUUGCUGUGAAGCACUGCUGUUGAGGAAGGCCAUUCAGCAAGAAUGUUUUAACAUGACUUCUUGUCUGUCUUUUUUUUUGGGGGGGGGAAGGGGGAGAAUGGGGCGGGGGUGUCGCACAUUUGCAUGUUCUUGACUUCUUUAAGCUGCCUUUCAGAUUAUGAAUGUGAAUCCUUGCUGUCACCACAGCGUCAGUUGCUGCAGCAGAAGGAAGAGAAGGAAAUUAGGAAGACAAACAAAAGUCUUUCUGAUUUUUUUUCUUCCUUCCUUCCUCUGAGUCAAUAGUGGAUGUAGAAGUUGAGGGAAGAGCAGAGAUUAGUGUUGUCUGCAUAUAAAUCCCCUGCAUUAUGGGGCUUACCUGCCUGCAAUAAAAGAUGUGGAGGAAGGUGGUCUUGCUCGUAGAGGGGGAGGGGAAAAAAGGCCUCCCUACACAAAGCCCUGCAGCAGUAGGCACCAGGGUUCAUGAACUUGCUGUCUGUGAUCCCUGAUGGGUGUUGCUGGCAGCUCUGCGCAGGGCUGUGUGUUACUUUGCAUACUGUUGUGCAGGAGCUCUUGGUAUAGGCUGCUGGAAAGACAUCAAGAAACUUCCAGAUAAGCUUUUCUUCUGCUGUAAAAACAAUCUGAAUAAACAGUACAGAGGAAAAAACCACUGCAGUCAGACUUUGGCACCUGCUUCCGAAAGAGAAAAGUUUUUUCCCUGUUUUAUACUGACUCUCUUACUUGUGUUUUAGUAGACCACAGCUUUUGCCAAUUUUCCUUCCCUGCUUUGCUCUGUUAGGAUUUGUACAUGCUGCAAGUAUGUCAAGACUGUCAUUGAAGAAACCUCUUAAUACUGAGACAGCUUUUCUGUGAACAUUUUGAUCUGCAUAUUGCAUCUACUAUGGGAAAAAAAACCCUGCCUCCAGGGUCCUGUCAUUUGAAGUGUGAUGCUGCACAUGUGUUCGCCACAUCGCAGCACUCUGCGUGUUGUAUAUGAAGUUUCCACAGUUGUGUUUACAAGAUGACGUGCAUUUGUCGUUGUCGCUAUUGUAAUAGCACCCAGAAGCCAGGCAGGCAAAUGAAAAGCAGAUUGCUGGAGGGAAGGAAGAGGAAAAGCAGUCACACAGACCUGACCUUAGACAUGCAGUCAGCUCUCUUUGUCUUUUUGCAUCUUCUUUUGGAGAGCAAAUUUAAUUGUGAUACCUCAUGAGCCAAGCCUGUAACUCAGUAGCCCAUGAGCGAGACCUGUACCUCAUUGACCUGCUACACUGGAUUGAGGGAGGAGUGUUGGCUGUCCUGAAGACUAGUGGUGAUGCUCUUUCAGGUUUUAUUUUCCCCUUCCAUCUAAUGGUAUUGAAUAUUACUCUUCCUCCUUGCACCCUUUUCUUUUUUAGGCUUUAUUAGUAGUUGUGUCACCAUAGAUCAAGUAUUUGAUUUAAAACAAUCUCAAAAUUUCACUGCACCUCUCUGGAAGUCUUGCUGGAAGCGUAGCCUUAUGGAAGUGUGUAGCUUUGGUUUAGUCACUGCAAAGCUAACCACCCUCAGCUCAGAAAAGGUGGUCAGGUAGGGCAGCAAAAUACAUUUUGUUAGCAAGUGCUUUUUUGGGCUUGGAAGAGCAGACUCUUUCCACUUUAACCAGCAAAACAAAAAGAAAAAAAUAUUCUAGAAGUUAGCAUCAGCCCUCAAAAGGAAAGAGUUCGUUAGGGAUCAUGAAUAGCCUGAGGUACAAGAUACUGCUCCUCUUUACAACAUAAGGUCUCAAAUGAUCCGAUACCAGCAAUAAACUGUCCCACUUGGAACACACCAGUGUGGGGGCUCUGACAGGCUCAAGAGUGUCUCUUGGCCAAAUUUUAAAACUCCUUAUAGACAGAAGUACCGGUAGCCUUCAUUUUUGCUUACUGAAGGAUUUAAAUCUUUCUCCUGAAUUUUGAAUGUACAGUGUUAAAUAUACUUUCAUGGAGAAGGGGGAACAGGAUCCACAAAGGACUGUUCCACUAAAGAUUGUCGAAAUACCCGAAUACCCUGUGGGGUUCAGCUUUAUUGCAGCUUGUCCAAACUGGAGGUGAAAUGACUUUAACCCAAUUGUUCUAUUUUUUAAAGUAAUUAGAUCUUUGUUCCCUUUGUAAAUGGAAGAGAAUAUAAACCUUUUU